Salvelinus sp. IW2-2015 is the source of this 3819-nucleotide messenger RNA. NCBI's taxonomy places the organism in Eukaryota, Metazoa, Chordata, Actinopteri, Salmoniformes, Salmonidae. The record is from RefSeq and is a predicted model, not a curated record.
GGUGGUGAUAUCUAAAGUGCUGUGGCCACCCCCUGCCUGGCUGACGGUCGCAGCUAGCGCACUGUCACGACGGAGCACAUUCUGAGCAAAAGGCUCAGGUUAUAUUUUUGGACUGCCAUGGAGACUGGCCCUUCCAUAUGUAGGAAGGGUGUAUAGUUGUGCUCAACAUGAGCCUCCCGCUCUGACAAUCCGGGCCGGGACAAGCAGGCAGCAGCCGGCCGACCCCCAAGUAGCAGUCACACAGGGGACUCCCCUGUCGGGAGUGUGUUGGUUAACUGUAAGAAGCAUAACCUGGGGGUUAAACUGCUCAUGGCUGCCAGUUAUAGCAAUGUCAAUGAACCAGGCCUGCUUUUCCAGCAGUACCCUCCAGCUCUACUGCCCAAGCCUGGCAAGGAAAAUGCUAGACUCCAGAAACUACUCAAGAAAACUGAGAAAAAAAUCAAGAAAAAAGCCGCCCCUGAGACCGCAAAGACACCUGUCCCUUUCCGCUCAAGCCUCUCUCCUGUGAAUGAAGCAAGCCCUGACUUGGAGCACAGUGACCACUCAACCCCUCCCAAAACUCCAGAGGCAUCCUUCUACACACAGCACCCCAGAUUUGCUGUCAGGCCAAUCUAUCGGCAUGUGGCAUCCCCUUACCCGCAGCAACGAGGAGCCACCUUUGGUGGAACAGCAAGGUUCGCCCCACAGCUGUAUGCUGCUCCAGCCCCCACCUUCCCCCAGUAUGUGGCCCCACUCUACACAUUUACUCCAACACACCCGUCAGCCGUUCCAGGGCCAGCCUUGCAUGAAUUGGCACCCAAGACGCCUAUGCAAAUGUCCUCUGUGCCUGACGUGACAACGACAGCUGCUGCUCAAAUUGCUCCUCCAGUCACUGCUUCAGUACCUCAUCCACUCAGUGCUCCAGUUGCUCCUGUCACAGUCACUCCUGUUGCCACACAACCUACUCUGCGAAUAGCCCCAGUAGUAAUACACCGCAAAAGUCCAAGUCCACGUUUUAAAGCUACCGAAGCUACACUAAAAGCACCCAAACCGAUGUUUGAUGUCCCUCAAAUUAGGGUCUAUACUGCAUCUAUGUCCCCCCUCCAUGAUUAUACUGGAUCAAAGACAUCCACUGCAGACGCAUUAUCUCUGAGUAUAACACCCACAUCAGAAAUCACAAGAGCUACAACACCAACAGCUGAAAUCAAAAGGAGUGCAACACCUACAUCCGGGGUAAAAAGAGGUUUAACACCGACACCUGGACUCCAAAGGAGUGCAACGCCUACAUCUGAAGUGAAAAGAGCUAAAACACCAACUCAUGAUUUUUUAACACCAAGAACUCCUUUAGGUCGCCCUAAGACACCCUCAUUUCAUGUGUCCCGUGCCAAAACACCUGUUUUUGAAAUAUCAAGAACCAACCCACUUUUAUUCGCUGUAUCACCCAUUACUACAGAGGCACAGAUAUCUAACACACCAACACCUGGUACUAAUGCUGCCAGUCAGUCUUUGUCUGACCCUUCAAAAUCACCUUCAACUAUUCUAGGUGAAAGAACUCUGAAUGGGGAAGUGACGUCGAAAGAGACUCCCACAGCUAAAUCACCUCCUCAGAACACUUCAAAACCAGAGGCUCCUCGACACGAAAAUCCUGUAGUUGAGUCUGCCAGACCAAAGACCCCUACAGAUCUAUUAGGCUAUCAAAGACCCAAGACUCCAACAAGUGUUGCACCCACAUUUGGGUACCAAAGGCCCAAGACUCCAACAGAUGUCACACCGAAAUCUGCUGCACCCUCAUAUGGGUACCAAAGACCCAAGACUCCAACAAUUGUCACACUAAAGCCUACAGCACCCACAGAUGGGUACCAAAGACCCAAGACGCCAACAAAAGAAACAUCAAAACCUACAGCACCCUCAGAUGGGUAUCCAAAGCCCAAGACUCCCACCAAUGAAGGGCAUAAACCUAUGACUCCAACAAUUGAGUAUCAAAGACCACAACCACCAGCAGGGUAUAAAAGACCAAAGACUCCCACAGCUGGGGUAUCAUCUAUAGGAUUUCAAAGGCCCAAGACACCAACAUAUGUGGAUCCUAAACCAACCCAUACCUAUUAUGGGUUGACUCCUGCUGCAUAUGUUGCCCAUGGUGGAAUCCAAAGUUUUUCACCUUUAUUUGGAAUAUCCAGGUCUAAGACGCCGACUCAAGAGGAAUCUAAAUCCCCAACACAAGAGCUAGAAGCAUCUAAAACACCUACCCAAGAGUUACCUGUAAAAUCACAUCCUUUGCCCGAGGUGUCAAACCAGGAAGUAUCCUCCAAAGAACUGGAAAAAACUAUUUCAAGUGAGGCCAUAGUAUCCACGACAGUAGUUAAGCUUCCGCUUCCAACCAUUGUUGUUACACAAGCUGAAGAGGUCUCAGAAACAAGAGUAUCCACAGCUGUGACCAGCAAAAUAUCAACUCCUGUUGCUGAAAUGCCAAAGGUUAAAACUGUGGCAAAUACAAGACCAUGGGCUAAAUCUCCAACACCAGAGGUUAAAACCCCAGUGAAGACACUAACUUAUGGAGUUUACCCAAAACCCAAGACACCCACCCCAGAAACCCAACGCAAGACAAUACCGCCUUUCUCAAAAACAGAAUCUCCUGUGGCUAAAGCCAGUGUGGUGCAACAGAAAGAGUUGAAGGAAUCAACAGAGCCUAAAAUGCCAACCAAAGCAACCUCUGAGGCUAAACCAGUAGGGACAAAGCCAACCAAUUCUUCUCCACUUGCAAAGAAUGCAUCUCCUGAGAAGCUUUUGUUGCCGGCUAAACCAAAGAAUAACCAGGAAGCCAAACCUGAAACGGUGGUAUCAGCUCCAACCACACCAUUGACAGAGAAGAAGGAAGAGAGGAAAGACUCUUUCCCAGCAGCUGAACCUCUUCUUAAAGUGAUCCAAAAGCCAAAGGGCAUGAUAAAGUCUAAACUCAGUGGUUGGUCACGACUCAAGAAGCACAUGGUAGUGGAAGAAGAACCACCUAUGUUCGCAGACUCAGAUCCUAAAAAAGAAACAGCGAAGGUGACUGAGCAGGAAGGAGGUGAAGCGAAAAAGGAUGAAACGGUGUCAUUUAAAGACAUGGUGGCAGCCGUAACGGCUGACGAUCCUCCCAAGGCAGCGAAGAAGUGGGAUUCUCUUCUCUUCGAUAUGUUCUCCACUAAAGAGAAGAUUAUGCAGGUAAUUGAAGCCAGCAAAAGUGAGGAGGAGAGAAAAGAGCAGCCAAAGGAUGCAGAGAAAGAAAUCCCAUCCUUCGCCCAUCGUCUGCCUGUUCUCCUUUUCAGCCCAAAGUUUGAUGCCAAAAGGCUGAGAGAGGCUGCGUCAAGGCCACUAACAAAAAUUUCAACAGUGUUUGAGAUGGGUCUCAUAGGGCGUAAAAAUAAAGACGAGGAACCAAAAGACUUUAACAGAACAGCUAGAGGGUUCACUUGUCCUUAAACCAUGUCUCUUUGGACUGGUAAAGAUUAAACUGAGAAGAACAUUUUGAAAAAUUAUAUUGUUAAAUGUUUUAUGUGCACUGGUGUAGAAAUGGUAGUCAUAAUGUACAGGUCCCAUGUAAUAGUCUCUCGGCUUGACACAGGAUACAAUAUUUAAGACAGUCUCAUAGAGAAUGUGGUCUUAACUUUAUACUUGAUAAAUGCACCAUGUUGCAUUUUGAGCACUGAUUGUUUUGUCGUCUGACUAUGUUUCGCAUUUGUGUGAAUGUCUCUUUCUCUGAUAAUAUGAAAAUAUUACCUUGACAAUCAGAGGAUAAGGGAAAAUGUUUUGUUGUUUUAAAAGAAUUUAGACAUCUCGUGAGAUUAAAAUGUACAAAGAUUA